AUGUCUUACCUGUCAGAAGUAUUUGCCUUAAGAUACGACGGUGAGAGCCUUUACGGACACCCGGGUGCGUUCGGAGGAGCCCCAGCUUCAGAACUACAGGACUUGCGAGCCUUUCUUGUGCAGAAAGCGGACGCCUUAAAGGAACUGGACGGCGAAAUCAAGGAGCUUAAGACUGCUUGUGAGGCUGAGCACGCAUUAUAUUUGGCCCAGAAUGAGACCUGUACAGCCUUGCAAACUGAGUGUAACACCUCACAGGAAGCCUACGACGCACUGAAUGCCGAGUGUGGCGCUAACCAGACCACGCAUUUGAGCCAGAUAAGCAUCCUGACAUCUACUGGAGAGGGUUUGGAGAUCAGAUUGGCCGCCUGUUAUGAAGCGAAGAGACUGCUUCUGAACGAGAAGAUGACGGCGGAGAAGGUACUGAGCGCAGCGGCUGAGCGUGUCGAGAGCCUGGAAAGCGAUCUUAAGGUGUGCAACACAACUCUUCAAGCAGAACAGACUGCGCGUACCCUCACCAAUACAUCACUUGCCGAGUGCAACGACCGCGAAAACGCAACCUCCACCAAACUGGCGCAAGUAGCCAAGGCAUUCAAUAUCAGUGAGCAUCGAGCGCACGAUCAUGCUGAGAAACACAAAAUAGCUCUUAACGAAACACAAACCACCCUCAACGAAACUGAAGCCUUGUAUACCGAGUGCGUGGCUAGCCUCGCCAAGCAGGCUAUAACCAGCGCAGCAGCGAUGAACGAUUCCGCUCGUGCCGUUGCCAUGUGCCACUCCUCGGCGCGCCUAGAGACAAAAAAGGUGUACGACCUGCAUGUGCAGGUACAGAAGCUGACCGAUGAGUUGCACAAAGUGGAGCAAGACAGCCUCUCCCGGUGUACGACUGCAGCACCUCCAACUAAGCUGGGCCCACCCACUUUAAACUUACCCACUUUAAAGCCACCUGCUUCAGUUCUACCGCCAGACGUCCUCCAAGAGGUGGUCACGGCCGAACCAUCACCCACCGAGACUCUCGAAGCCCCCGCGGACAAGGAAACCCCACAAGUGGGUGCGGAGUGCGAGAAAUUGGCCAAGAAUAUGACUAAAAAAAUAACACAGGAACUCACUCAAAACAAAACAGAGGAACUCACUCAAAACAUAACAGUGGAACUCACUCAAAAAAUAACACAGGAACUGACUGAGGAAUUGACUGAAAAACUGGCUGAACGAGAGGCGGCGGUGUCUGAGGUGGAGAAGGGGCUGUUUGUCAGAGAGAAUGCUGUGGUGAAGCGAGAGACAGCCUCUCAGAAAGAGGUGCAGGCCUUGAAGGCAGAGAACAUGCGUAUGAUAUUUAGAGAGAAGCAGCUCAUGGUGCGCGCACAAGCCCUGGAUGAGACCAUGGCGAAUGGGCCGGACUAUGACAUUGUGGGCGCUCUAAAGGAAGCGUGUACACCCACUGCGGUGGUGGGUGAGAAUGCGGGCCAUGCAGGAAAGCCUGAGACAUCUCAGCCGAAGGAUGAUGGCAAUCCGUAUGUGAAUAUAAAUGCCAAAUUUAGUAUAAAGGAUGAUGGCGCGACAGGUAAUUUCGCCGAGUCGCAGGAGCGUUUGGAGAAUGCUGAAGCCCGCAAUGCUGAACUCUCGACUGAAGUGAUGGCUGCUAGAGAGACGAUCCAAGCCUUAGAGAAGCGCCUGCGCCAGGAACAUAUGGUCCGAGGGGUGCUCGAGGAGGGCAUUGUUCCAUUAUAUCUGCUGCGGCCGUCGUUGUUAAUGGCAUCGACUGAUAAAUUUGUAUGGGGUGCUAAUGUGUUUGUGGCUUUCACCUCCGUACUGCUAUUCGUACUGGCUUUGAUGGUGUUUGGAGGCAUGCUGGGCCGAGGAGGUAUGAGCCCAGCGGAAGUGGAUGCGCUUGUCCAUAAGAAAACAAGCGAAGCGCAGCAGCAGAUUCAGCAACAUCCACAACAUCGGCCGAGCUCUCAGAGUGGGGAGUUUAAUAGUGCACUUAGAACACCUGAGGCUAAUCCGGCCGCUUGGCUACAGGAGAAACUGGAUGAUACCCUUGCCGCACAGCAUCAGAUGACUGAUGAUAUUGAGGUUCUGAAUAGGAAUUUGUCGGAUAGAGAUCGACAAAUUGCCAAGUUCCGCGAUCUAUAUGCGGAGGUGUAUGCAUCGAUCAAAAGGCCUAGUGGAGGGAAUGGCAGAGAAUUGCUGGCCAUAAAGGCCCAGCUCCAGGAGGUGCAGGUCAAACUUAGAGACGAGAAGGACAAGUUUCAGCGUAGAGAAACCACUUUCUACGCAUUGGACCAAAAGAAUCAGCGUGAGAGAGAAGAGGUGCGGGAAAAAUUUGAAAACGAUAUGAGAGACCUUGUCGCAGAUGUUAAGCGGUUGGAAGGAAUCGUGGAGGCACGGGAUAUCCGGUUGAAGGAGCUCGAAUCUGACACUGCCGCGCUGAACAUAGAACUGGAGGAAGCGCUCCAAAAGGUCGAGAAAUCGGACCGUAGCCUGGAUGAGACCAUUGAGAAGCACAGGGUGAGUUCAGAUGAGCUCAGAGACGAGCUCAGCUUAUUGAAGGCUAAGUGUGCAACGUUCGAGCUGUCGGGAGGCAUAGAGGAGAGUGCUGCUAUUGAGGCGCUGCAGGAAAAAAGCAAGGAAGAGGUGGCUGAGGUGAGGAAAGAGAGGGAUGAGUGUUUAGAGCGGAUUAACAACUACCGCGAGCAACGGGACCAGCAAGCAACUAAGAACGCUGCACAAUAUACGCUGCUCAAGGCCGAGAAGGAUGCAAACAUGAAGCUUCGGGAGGAUGUCGCAGAGCUCACACGAUCCUGCGAGAUGGAGGUGAAGAAAAGAAUUGUGUACAAGAAAAUCAUGGAGAGGGAUCUGGAGGCAACGAGGGCUGAGGCCGCCCAGAAUGCCGCAGAACUGGCGACUCUGAACAACAAGUUCAAGGCCACUGUGGAGAUACUGGAACGUAGUAAGCGCGAGACCGCGACUGGCAAUUCGUCGACUGGAUUUUCAACCCUACCUACAAGUCAGCGCGAGACAGCGACUGGCAAUUCGUCGGCUGGAUUUUCAACCCUACCUAUAAAUCUAUCUCCACAAGUGCCUGCACAUAAUCGUCCUGAGCCUUCCCAGAAAAAAAAUCUGGAGAUGUCCCCUUCCGCCACAGCUAGGGACAUUGUGGGAGCGUCGGCUCUAACCACAGUGGAGAGUGAGGUUGUGCCACUUUCGAUAUAUAUGAGGGCUGGGGAUACGUCUAGUCUCAUGGGACCUCCCCCUUCAACUAAGAGUGAUAUCAAUAUUUCCCCUACUGUGCCGACAAUCAACGACAAGGCGCAGGUAUCUGCAAAGAACCUCCCGGACGCUGCCGAAAGUGCAGACAGAGAAGACGAGACACCCCCGGCGGUUACGCCGAUGUUUUUAAUCCCAUUAGCUAUGGAAAAAAGACAGCGUUCCCAUCUUUUCCCACUAGUCCCAAAGUCUAGGCACUAAAAAUUAUAAUAGAAUCGUAACUCCUCAAACAAAAAAC
Messenger RNA from Sphaeroforma arctica JP610, 3502 nucleotides. RefSeq lists its product as hypothetical. The coding region runs from base 1 to 3465 and encodes 1154 amino acids. The transcript has 2 exons. The record is from RefSeq and is a predicted model, not a curated record. NCBI's taxonomy places the organism in Eukaryota, Ichthyosporea, Ichthyophonida.